Gambusia affinis (western mosquitofish) is the source of this 2667-nucleotide messenger RNA. RefSeq names its product ORC ubiquitin ligase 1 (gene obi1). Lineage: Eukaryota; Metazoa; Chordata; Actinopteri; Cyprinodontiformes; Poeciliidae. Gene Ontology annotation, biological process: protein monoubiquitination; regulation of DNA replication. The coding region runs from base 83 to 2086 and encodes 667 amino acids. The transcript is spliced from 6 exons. The record is from RefSeq and is a predicted model, not a curated record. Gene Ontology annotation, molecular function: ubiquitin-protein transferase activity; metal ion binding.
UUCAGAGUCGGCGGGCGGAACAGCGGGUUCCCUAAUGUGAAACUUUGUACCGCCUCAAAGGAAGUCCCUUCUCCUCUGUGCUAUGUUCUCUGGGAAUAUGGCUCAUAUCUACCAGACAUCGACCCUCUCUCUAACUCUGCCAAUUUCGUGUCAGAUAUGUCUCGGAAAGGUCAAGCAGCCCGUCAUCUGCGCCAAUCACCACGUGUUCUGCUCGUGCUGCAUGGAGAUGUGGUUAAAGAAAGCCAACCAGUGUCCCACCUGCAGAGUACCCAUCACAGCCGAGAACCCGUGCAGGGAAAUAAUCGGAGGGACAAAUGAUGGCGAUUACAGCGAGAGCCCCUCUAUGAGGAAAUGUCUGAGGAAAACCAGAGGAGAACUGCUUCUACAAGAGUAUGAGGAAGAGAUUGAUGGACUCAUCAGAGAAAACGAGGAGCUGAAAUCAAAAAAUCAAAGUCUGGAAGACCAACUUAAGACUGCUUUGCUCCCGUGCAACCUCAACACAGAGCAGCCAGAUGACAAGAGAGUUUCGCUGUUUGUGGUGGAGGAAUGGAAAAACAAACUCCAAGCUGCCACAGAUGUUUGUGAUAAGAUAAAACAGGAUAUGGACAAGAUGAGAGAGGCAAAUAAGACUUUGCGAUCUCAAAAUGUUGACCUUGUGCAAGAGAAUAUGAGACUGAAAGCAGAGGUGGCAAGCAGAUCUCCUCAGAAGUUUGGCCGCUACACUGUGGCAGCCCUGGAAGCUAAGAUUCAGCAGUACGAGCGCGAUGUCGAUCACCUGAAACGCGCUCUUGAUCGCAGCGACCAGUACAUCGAGGAGCUGGAAUCUCGUGUCAGGAAGUCUGAGAACAGACAGCUUGAGACUCAAGAAGCUCUUGGGACUAACAAAGGCGCAACUGACGUUCUCCUGCAGCAACAAAAGUUCAGUAUGAUGAUGAGAAGCUUGAGCGACAACGAGAGAAGGUCCAUCUGCAGCAAUCCAGAAACGGAGUGUCGAACAUUUUCAAUGAAUCACAGUUUGGUGUUCCUGCCGUCAGCAGAUCACAAGGAGUUUUACAGAAAUGUGCCUGGAGAGCAGAAGAACGAGGACUCCGAAAGCAUUUCCUCUGACUUCUUGCCCAGCACUCCUUCCUCUGCUUUCCGCUCACUGACCUUGAGAAGCCCUGGCAUCCGUGAGAAGAAAGUUGCAUUUAAACCUGUCUCUCACCUGAGAAGGCUCGAUUUCGAAGAAUAUGCUAGCCAGGGGAAGGCUAGCGCAGCCUUGGAGAAAAAAAUCAACAGCCUGGAAAAGUUUCCUAAAGGUUUAUAUCAAACGGAAAUGGAAUCCUCCAAAUCUGCCUUCUGGGGCUCCUGGCAGCGAUCAAGUUUGCGGGACAUGUCACACCCAGGUCCAAAUAAAGAGAACUUAGCAAAGGGAGCUGCAUCUGCUACUCUUAUCAGAGAGGAGCCCGAUAGUUUACAAAUGUCCAGUGAGGCAUCUAUGGAUGCAGCUUACCUGGACAAAAUAUCAGAGUUGGACUCCAUGAUGCACGAUGGAGAGAGCUCGAGUAGCCGGGGAUCCCAGUUCUUGGCUUCCUCCCCUCAAAUAGACUUGGAUAACAUUCUUGUCCCAGAGCAGCAAACCUGCCCUGACACCUUUACUGACAAUAACGGCAAACCUGCGAUUCCAGAGGAGAAUAAGAACCACUGUACAGACACUAACAAGGAUAGUGAUUUGAAUGUCAGUGUUGCUCCAACAGGCUCUGACAAGAAAAGCUUUGCUGCUCAGGUGUCGGAUGGGAUGGAUGGUGCCCACGUUUCUGGCUCCGCAAAGCAUGCAGGGCCUUCCCUGACUGAAGAAAUGUCGUUUGACUUGUUGUUUGAUCCUCUGGAUGAGAUUAAGACUGCUCCCUCUGACUCCCUCAGUCCAGAAACCCAACACCAGGAUCAGGAUCAUGUGAACCCUUCAUUCUCCUCUGGCUGCACUAGUAGUAAGCCUGUGAACACAACAAGAGAGAGAAGUGCGCUGAACGGUUGCCAGCCAGUAAAGAGAAAGUCACACAGUCCCUUCAACACAAGCAGUCCCACCAAACUUUCAAAGCUCAUGUAAUGGCAUUGAAAGCAAAAUGCUCCAAUCUGCAUUACAUCCUUUGGCUGUAAUUUAUUACCGUUUUUUGUUGUGUAGUGUUAAAUGAAUUAAACUAGAACAACAUUGAGGUACUUUUUGUAAAGUGGGGUUGUAGGUCUCUUGGCAACUCGGUUAACCUAAAGCAUAUUUUCUGCUCGUAUCAGACUACCAACUCCAACAGUUGUGUACAGACGUGUCUUGUUUUGUGCUGGGACUUUUAUCAGACUUAUUUGCAGCCUACUUGUGUGUACUUUUCCACUAUUAACUAACUGAGAUCAUUGUUUAAUAACAACAAAAAAAAUUAAGAUUAUCUUGAAGCACUGAAAUGCUACAGAAAAAAAUUGUGUGUUAGGAAAUAAAGAAGUAAUGCAAAGCAAAAAACUGAAUGAAAACUGUGUAUGUUUCUGAAUUUCUGCUGCCUUGAGCACCUGCUGUGGCUCCUGUCAACAGUGAUUGUCCUCUGUUUUGUAGUGACGUUCCAGCAUUUUUUAUUUUUGUUAACCGCAUAUGGCUUAAAAUACCUUAAGCUGUCACAAUUAUUAAUACAUUGCUAUUAAAAAUGG